AUGCCAAAUAACCAUAAUGGCGGGCCUGUCUUCACUGAUGCCAUUAACAACACUUUGCAAAAGGUGAAAGUAGGAUGCUGUAGUGUGGAUGUCCUGAAACAACUUAUCAACGCAGACACUCCUGUGGACUUGCCGCUUGCUCCAGAAGCCCUUCAAAUGCCUAGUGUUCCAGACAUUUUCAUUGUCCCUUCAGACCUCACACACCUUGUGAAGGUUUUGAGCUUGGAGGGGACAAGUGAAGGAGGUGAAUUAGAUGCAGUAAAAGGAAGAGCAACUACUAUCAGCGGCAACGACAGGCGGUUGUACAACACACUGCAAGGAAGCUUGGAGGGAAAACAAGCCCAAAGUACCCUGUGAAUCAAGCAAACAGAAAAUGAAACUUGUAGAUGAAAUUUUACUAUAAUAUCCUUUUACAAAUCUUGUGCUUUUUAUAGACAUUUGAGUUUGCCCAGAGAACAUAUGCAUACUUUUUUAGAAGGUUGGUGGAUGAACUUAUUGGUCUUGAAUUUUUCAUGUUAGUCCUGACAUUUAGAGGAAGAAGAAAGUGAGCAAGGGAGACUUCGGAUGAUGAAACAAGGCAUGAUAGAAUGCAAUGUCUGUCAUUCUAAGAUGGUGAAUCCAUCCGCAAAGACAGUAUCAUGAGCUUAUGAUAGACAUCGAAGCAAACUUUCAAAAAAGCAUCAUGCACUCAAUGUUCUCUUGGUUGUUGGUGACUGCAUGUUAGUUGGCUUACAGCCGAUUUUGGUGUACAUAUCCAAGGUUGAUGGGGAGUUCAAUUUUAGCCCCAUCAGUGUUAACUUUCUGACAGAAGUUGCAAAAGUUAUCUUUGCACUUGUCAUGCUUCUAAUACAGGCUAGAAAUUAGAAGAUUGGAGAGAAGCCACUUCUUUCUGUCUCCAGCUUUGUACAGGCAGCUCACAACAAUGUGCUUCUUCCUGUUCCAACAUUCCUCUAUGCUAUUAAUAACUACCUAAAGUUCACUAGCAACCUCCUUCCAUGCCCUGCAGCCUCUCAAAGUUCCUGCAUUCAGGUUAUUCUAUUAGAAAGGAAAUUGUCAAAGGAGAUUGUCAAAGGAGAAUUUAGUCAUGGGUUUCUUCUAAUGUUG
This is a messenger RNA of Lactuca virosa, 1104 nucleotides long. The record is from the annotation of a GenBank genome assembly. Lineage: Eukaryota; Viridiplantae; Streptophyta; Magnoliopsida; Asterales; Asteraceae.